This is a messenger RNA of Knipowitschia caucasica, 7212 nucleotides long. The record is from the annotation of a GenBank genome assembly. NCBI's taxonomy places the organism in Eukaryota, Metazoa, Chordata, Actinopteri, Gobiiformes, Gobiidae.
AUGGAUGGGACCAAGUACAGGGUCGAAAGAAUGCCAUCAGAGGAAAACCCUGUGGAGCCCUCUGACCAGGGACCCUCACCGCCCUCCAGCAGUGCAGGGGCCACAUCCACAGAAAGUCCUGCCCACGCUGACAAGCGGCCACGGGGCAGGCCGCGCAAGGAUGCUACCAUCCUUGCUCAGGCAACAUCGUCAUCCUCAUCCAAGAGUAGAAAAAAGGGGCGCACCAGAGCCAGGGUAUCUGUGGAUGAGGAGGAUAGCCUGGACGGGAGUGAGAUCACGGACCCCAUAGGCCCUAAGGACACAGAAGUUCAAGUCCAGCCACCAGAGAUUGUGGAGGUGGUACCCCCUGAGGAAGUGGACGAAGGCCCUCCAGCUGAGGUUUUACCUGAUGCAUUUGUCCCAGCAAAUACAAGCAGUGAGCGCCUCUGUGCCUUCUGUUACUGUGGUGCGCGUAGCCUCCUGGGUCAGGGGGAACUCCGCGGAUUUAGCGUCCCCUCUCUGCACGAUGAGACCAGUGUCGGUGAGAAAACUGUGGCCAGAGAAAUUGCCUUGGAUCGAAGGGAACAGCUUAAUGGACCGGACAGCCUUGAAGCAGAACCUGAGAGAGCCAACCGAUUUUGGGAUGAACUUUCUCAUGUUGGACUUCCUCAAAAUCUCAAUGUUCAUUCUCUUUUUGAGUCAGGCAAGUGCUGGGCGCAUCAUAGUUGUGCCUUGUGGUCCGAAGGCAUAUGUGGUAGCGAGGGACAAUCUCUGCUUAACGUGGAUAGAGCCAUUGACUCAGGGAGCACAAAGCACUGUGCAUACUGCAAGCGCCUUGGAGCAUCCAUCAAGUGCUGUGCCGAAGGAUGUGCUCAACUUUACCAUUACCCCUGUGCAGGGGCUGCCGGAACAUUUCAGGAUAUUACAAGUCUCUCUCUUCUCUGCCCAGAACACCUUGAUUUGGCCAUAGAGAAGUUUGUGGAUGAUGUAAAUUGCGUAUUGUGCGAUAGCUCCGGGGAUCUUCAAGACCAGCUUUUCUGCACCAGUUGCGGUCUCCAUUAUCAUGGGAUGUGCCUGGAUAUGGUGGUGACCCCUUUGAGGAGAGCAGGGUGGCAGUGCCCUGAGUGCAAAGUGUGCCAGACAUGCAAGAAUCCUGGAGAGGACACAAAAAUGUUGGUGUGUGACAUGUGUGACAAAGGAUACCACACCUUUUGUCUACAACCUGCAAUUGACUCUAUUCCGACUAAUGGUUGGAGGUGUAAGAAUUGCAGAGUAUGUGUCCAGUGUGGGACGCGGGCAAUUGGUCAGUGGCAUCAUACCAGCCUCAUGUGUGAGGUCUGCGCCCAGAACCAGGACCCCGCUCUCUGCUGUUCUGUGUGCGCCAGCACUCUAGACCCUGAACGCCACAAAGAUGCGCUAUCCUGUCACAUAUGUAAACGAUGGGUACAUAUGGAGUGUGAGCAUCAGAACUCAGGCCAAGCAGAAAUCUACUCCAGAGAAGACUACGUUUGUUCCAAUUGCAGGCCUCCUGCUGCAGAGCGGGUGACCCAAGCAGAGGACAUGAAGCUGGGCCCGGAGCUCAGCCCACAGCCAUCCCCCAUGCACACAGACUCUGAGUCGGAUCCACAGCUGGCCCCAAAGCACACGGACCUACAGCCCUUUUCUCACACCCCUCCCGAAAUGCACAAUGACCCCCCUGAGGAACUAGUCCCAAAGCCUGCACAGGGUGCACUCUCAGAGAAGCCGUUCAUUCCAUCCUUUACCCCUGACUCACAUCCACAAACCACAUCUCCUGAGCAGCCCGUCUCACCCACAGGUCAGAGGCAGGACAGUGUACCUGAGCCACAAGUGACCCCACACUCACACCCUCAGUCUCCGUUCAUUCAUUCAAUGGGAGAUUGUAGUAUUCAUCCAACUACACUCAUACCACUCACUCCCAAGAUUGGAAUGGGCAAACCGGCUAUUACCAAGAGGAAGUUUUCUCCAGGACGACCACGGGCCAAACAGGGUGCAUGGAGCCCCCAUAGCAGUGUGAAUUCCCCCUUGUCCUGGUCCCCUGACCAGCACGAGGGGUGGGACAUCUCAAAGACCAGGCAAUCCUCAGGCUGCCCAAGCUGGAGCGUCAGAGUGGGUCGCGGUUCAGGCUUUCCAGGUAGGAGAAGACCCAGAGGUGCUGGACUGUCUGGACGUGCUGGACGCGGCCGGGCUAGAGGAAGAAAUCUUGCCAGUCCCAGCUUCAACCCUGGGAUCACUUCAAUUGAAACAUCAUAUCCAAUCAAAGAGGAGGAGGAAAGUGCCAUGCACAAUACUGUUGUCAUAUUCUCCAGUAAUGACAGCUUCACAUUGAAACAGGACAUGUGUGCGGUGUGCGGAAGCUUCGGUCUUGGUGCUGAGGGCAGACUUUUGGCCUGUGCUCAAUGCGGUCAAUGCUAUCAUCCAUUCUGUGUAGGCGUGAAGAUGAACAAAGUGGUUUUGAGUAAAGGAUGGCGCUGUCUGGAGUGCACUGUGUGUGAAGCUUGCGGCCAGGCCACAGACCCUGGCCGACUGCUUUUAUGUGAUGACUGUGACAUCAGCUAUCACACUUACUGCCUGGAUCCUCCACUACAGAAUGUGCCCAAGGAGAGCUGGAAGUGCAAAUGGUGUGUGACAUGCACGCAGUGUGGUGCCACUACACCAGGUUUGAGGUGCGAGUGGCAGAACAAUUACACUCAGUGUGCCCCCUGUGCCAGCCUCAGCACAUGCCCCAUCUGCCUGUUGGACUACAGCGAAGGCACGGUCAUUGUGCAGUGCCGGCAGUGUGACAGAUGGUUUCAUUCUUCUUGUCAAGGUCUUCAUUCAGAAGAAGAUUUAGAAAAAGCGGCUGAUAGCUGCUUCGAUUGCACAAUGUGUAGAACAUUCAAGACCACUAAAACAGUUAUGACUAAGACCAGAGAUGCUAUUGAACCUCUUCUUAUGACACAAAUAUUCACAAAGGCUAAAGAAAUGGAUCUUUCGAGAACCUAUACCCAAGAUGGAGUGUGUCUGACCGAGUCAGGCCUGUGUCAGCUCCAGAGCCUUUCUGCAACUGCCACUCGUCGGCGAAAGCCUAAACCUAAGCUUAAGUUAAAGAUAAUCAACCAGAACAGUGUAGCUGUGCUGCAGGCGCCCGUAGACCAUCUUUCUGAGCACUCGCGCGAUGAAGACAUGGAGGACAACAGAGGCCCCAGUGUUGAGGCACAGGGGCCCAGUUGGGGAUUUCUCUGGAGUAGAGCUGUCACUCAUCAUCACUGCUCUCUCACAGAGGCGGAGGUUUUAGAUUGUGAAGCAAAGUCAGACUCAAGCCUCGAGCGGGAGCCAGUAGAAGAUGACUCCAAGGGAGCCGACGGUAGCAAGAAGCGGAAGAGGAAACCGUACCGGCCGGGCAUUGGCGGGUUUAUGGUCCGCCAGAGGAGUCGUCCUGGACAAGGUCCAGGAAAAGCUAAGCGCACUCUUUGUAGAAAAGAUUCCACGGGUUCUGUGUCAGAAACCCCCACCGGAAAUGAUGGAUGGACAGAAGGUUUGCCUGAUACUCCUGUGGAUGAGAAUCCUCCUGGAUCAGAGGUUCCUGAGAAAAUAAAGAAGAGAUACAGAAAAAAGAAGACAAAGUUGGAGGAGGCCUUUCCCACCUACCUUCAGGAGGCAUUCUUUGGAAAGGACCUGCUGGACAAAAGCAAACAAAGUAGGCAACAGCGGACAGAAUCGGGUUUUCUGGAAGACGGCCAAAGUCAAGUGGAAAGAAGGCGUCCCCCCACCUUCCAGAGCCGACCAUCAAAUGCAGCUCUUACUACACCUGACAAUAGCAGGGAUACAGAGGCCUCUGAGGAGCCUUUAGUUGAUCUGUCUGAUGUUUUGAACUCUGAUGCAGACAUCUUGGGAAUGCUGGGAAAGACAAGCAGUGAUUCUGGUCUUGAUUUUUGCUCCUUCCAGGUUGAUGGCUCACCACCUUCUUUUGUUGGUCUGGACAUUGGGUCCACAUCUAGUAGUUCUCCAGCUGCCCAACAAUCUCAGGGUGGUCGCAGAACUCCUCGUAAUCUCUCUGAAGAACCUCUGGAUGGAAUCCUCAGUCCUGAGCUUGACAAGAUGGUCACUGAUGAAUCAAUUCUAAGCAAGUUCUACAAAAUCCCAGAGCUGGAAGGAAAGGAUGUUGAAGACCUAUUCACUGCUGUUCUCAGCCCCAGCACAAGCCAACCACCUCCACCACAGGUGCCUCAUCACCAGGCUACAGGCCAACAUUCUGCCACUUCAGGAUUGAACAUGCCACACCAAAACAUGGGUACUUCCAUGUUCCCACGUAUGCCGAUAGUCAAUGGUGUAAUGGGACCAAAUCAGCAUUUUUCUGGAAAUGCAACAACGGGACCUUGCAUCCCAGAAAAUCUCCCACUGAAUCGCAUGCCUUUUUCAGACAAUCCCAGAGACAGAAAAUUUAAUCAUAUAUCCAGAGAUGCUGGGCAUUGGGCAUCCCCUCCCCAUGGGUUUGGUCAGACACCUCCUGUGUCACUUUCAGAAGGAGAGACUGAAGCCAUGUCAAAUGCCCAGAAGAGUACACUCAAAUGGGAGAAAGAUGAGCCACUUGGAGAGCUUGCCACCGUUGCACCUGUCCUUUAUACCAAUGUGAAUUUCCCCAACCUCAAAGAGGAAUAUCCAGACUGGGCGACAAGAGUAAAACAGAUUGCAAAACUUUGGAGGAAAGCUAGUUCUCAAGACAGGGCUCCGUAUGUGCAAAAAGCAAGAGAUAACCGAGCUGCCCUGCGCAUCAACAAAGUCCAGAUGUCCAAUGAGACGGUGAAGAGGCAUCAUCCACAGCAACAGCCUCCAGAGGUGUUUGAUCCCACCAUACCACUAGACACAGAUCUGCUGUUUAAAGACCCUUUGAAACCAAAAGAGUCAGAGCAUGAACAAGAGUGGAAGUUUAGACAGCAAAUGCGUCAGAAAAGUAAGCAGCAAGCCAAAAUUGAAGCCACACAGAAACUAGAGCAAGUUAAAAAUGAACAGCUCCAACAGCAGCAACUUCAGCAACAUCUUGGUUGCCAGUCCGAAGACGGCAACAACAGUGGGAACCAGAGUCCAGCCUCGCAGCCCAGCAAUGGGAGCUUGUCCCCAAUGCAACCACUCUGCUCUAAAGAAGGCUUCGCCAGGCCACAGCUCCCAGAAAACCCCACCUCAGGGCCAGAGGAUGUGUUUCUCAGACCACCUCCUCCGCCCCCAUCUGGGCACCUGUCUCAGCCUCAGUCCCCACAGGUCUUCUCUCCUGGGUCCUCGGGCUCUAGGCCUUCGUCUCCUUGGGACCCAUAUGCAAAGAUGGUUGGAACUCCACGACCACCACCAGCACUGGGGUCCAAUGCAUGUCGCAGACUACCUGUUGAAUCUGUGUGGUAUCAUCGCACGAUCCAGAUCUGGCAUCUAACAACCCAUCUGUGCCUGGUACAGCAUCAGAGGCCGACGGGGAAAGUGAAGAACGACUCAGACAGCGACAAAGAAUACGAGAACUUCUUAUCAAGCAACAGCAGCAACGGAAUGCAAAUCGUCAAGAAAGAGGCCCACAAGAGGCAGGCAAUAUACCACCUAGAAUGCCUCGACCCUGGCCUCAUGAGGGUCAUGGGCAGCAAGGGGAAAGUUUCAACCGGCCUCCCCCACCAUCAGCGUGUUUUAUUCAAUAAUGAUGGACAUGUACUACGUGGACCGCAUCCUGCGGAUCCAAAUUUUCGACAUCAAGAACUGAGGUUUUCAUUUCCAUCUGGUGCUAUGGGACAUCAAGGAGCUCAGGAGUUCGUUCCUCGGGGGCAACACCCAGUGCAGAAUAUGCCUCCACACAUGAGGCGUGACACAUCUAUGGGAGACUAUGCAUCAGACCCCCAACUUGAGACUCGCUCCUGUACUGACCAAAGUGGUCUGAACCAGGCUCAACAGGCAAAUGGAAAUGCAGCCAUGGGCCAUCGUCCCCUCUUGCUGGAAGAGCAGCCUCUCCUCUUACAGGACCUUCUCGACCAAGAGAGGCAAGAACAACAGCAACAAAGACAGAUGCAAGCCAUGAUCCGACAACGAUCCACUGACUCCUUUUUUCCAAAUAUUGAUUUUGAUGCCAUCACUGAUCCUAUAAUGAAGGCAAAAAUGGUCGCUCUUAAAGGAAUUAAUAAAGUCAUGGUUCAGAACAACAUGGGCAUGUCCCCGAUGGUCAGAUUUCCUGGCCCUUUACCCCCUUGUCCUGAAAGUGCCCCACUUCCUCCUCAAGUAAUCGGACAGGAUGGACAUUUGGCUCAAGCCUCAAGACCAAAUCCUCCAAACUUUGGAACAGGGUUUGUCAACCAUGCUCAAAGGGCUCAAUAUGAAGAGUGGCUCCAGGAGACACAACAACUACUUCAAAUGCAACAAAAGUUUCUAGAAGAAAAGAUAGGCGCACACCGAAAAUCUAAAAAAGCCCUGUCUGCUAAGCAGAGAACAGCUAAAAAGGCGGGAAGAGACUUCCCAGAGGAAGACGCAGAGCAGCUCAAACAUGUCACAGAGCAGCAAGGCGUUGUACAGAAGCAGCUGGAGCAGAUCCGAAAGCAGCAGAAGGAACAUGCAGAACUAAUAGAAGAAUACAGAGUAAAACAGCAGCAGAACAAUAUGCCUCCCUUGAUGGCUGGAAUGCAUCCAGUUCCUGGGCCACGCGGUAUGGUCCCUGGUGGUCCUCCAAUCGGUCAGCCAGUGAUGAACCCCAUGAUGCAAAUGCCAACCCAUCCUGGACAGCCGAAUUUACCUUCACGCAUGCCCAAACCUCCGCUGGGCUGGAGCCCAGGAGCACCUAUACCAAUGGGGGCUCCAGGAAUGACUCCUUUAAUGCCUCCACAAGUCCCUGUGGGGACCUCUGCACCACCUCAUCAGAUGCCAAUGGGGCCGAUGCCUCAGCAUGCACAGAUCCCAAUGGAUCCUCAAGCUGCACCUGGAUCUGCUGCUCUGAAGUCCAUGCAGCCUAGUAGCGAAGUAAAGUUUGAUGACAAUAACCCGUUCAGUGAAGGGUUUCAGGAGCGAGAAAGGAGGGAGAGGCUAAGGGAGCAGCAAGAGCGCCAACGGGUACAGCUCAUGCAAGAGAGCUGCCUCAGGAGUUUAUGUCUCCACAGAGACCACCUUUACAACAUCAACAGCCAAUGUUCUCCCCACAGCAAGGAGCUGGAAUUGGGUCUCCACCAGGAGUUUUCAUGCAAGCUGAUAGACGAGGCCAGAUGGGAAAUGGAAUGA